Messenger RNA from Halteromyces radiatus, 1515 nucleotides. RefSeq lists its product as uncharacterized. The record is from RefSeq and is a predicted model, not a curated record. The coding region runs from base 23 to 1414 and encodes 463 amino acids. The transcript has 3 exons. Gene Ontology annotation, molecular function: oxidoreductase activity. Gene Ontology annotation, cellular component: mitochondrion. Gene Ontology annotation, biological process: carnitine biosynthetic process. Lineage: Eukaryota; Fungi; Mucoromycota; Mucoromycetes; Mucorales; Cunninghamellaceae.
UUUUUUUUUUUUAUUCUUACCCAUGAAUUGUCUACGACGUUUGACUCCUCUUCUCUCACGAACAACAACAGCUCUUUGUCCAUUAUCUUCUGCAAUUGCUUCUCGCCCAGUGUUACUGACGACUGCUAAAACAUCGACAAAGUCUCUUUUGAACCGACAGUACCGACGCUGGACUUCUUCUUCUUCUUCUUCUCCUGUGCUUUCAACACGUUCUGAUGACGAAGCAGUUUAUAUUGAUUGGAAUGCAGCUUAUGCCAAUCAUAUUGGACUUUUCGACAAUAACAUUACCAGUAGUUACAGUCAUGUAUGGCUUCGUGACAAUUGUCCUUGCGAAGCUUGUGUUCAUCCUAGUAGUCGACAAAAGCUUCAUUCUAUGGCAGAUAUUGACUUGAAUACUACGCCUCGGUCGAUACAUUUGGAUACAUCGACAGAUACUUUGGUGAUUGAAUGGGAGCAACCUUUACGCCAUCAACAACAACAUGAAGGUGGUCAUAAGAGUCACUAUCCUUUGGCCUAUUUACGUCGAUAUGCCUCUCAACAAUCCAGUCAAGAAUUCCGAUUUGAAAACCUGAUACCACGUACAUGGGCUCGAGAUGAAUAUCAAUUGGAAUGGAUUUCACAUGAUGACUAUAUGACGACCGAGCAAGGAUUACAUCGUGUGGUAGAAAAACUGUACAAUGAUGGUUUAGUAUUCUUGGAAGGUGUACCAGCGGAUGAUCAUCAAAGUGUCACCCGAGUGGCGGAACGGAUUGGCAAUAUCCAAGAAACUUUUUAUGGUCGUGAUUUUGAUGUCAAAAAUGUCGCCAAAUCUGUCAAUAUUGCUUAUACAAGUCUUUAUCUAGGCUUUCAUAUGGAUUUGAUGUACCUGGAUUGUCCCCCUGGGAUUCAAUUAUUACAUUGUAUGAAGAAUAAUGUGACAGGUGGUGCAAGUAUAUUUUUGGAUUCUUAUCGUGCGGUAGAAUUACUGAAGCAACAAUAUCCUGAAUGUUAUGAUAUCCUUAGGAAAACACCUGUUAGUUUCCACUAUAUCAAUAAUGGUCAUCAUAUGUAUUAUCGACGACCUACCAUUGUGACAGAUGAAGGUUAUGGACUUGGAUCUAGCUGGAAUAUGCAUGUUAAUUACGCUCCUCAAUUUCAAGGUCCUAUGGAUGAAUUGACUCCCAAGGAAAUGAAAAGAUUCUAUCAAGCUUUUCAACGUUUUGCUGAUUUUAUUGAAGAUGAAUCUCUGCGAUAUCAAAUCACUCUUCAACCUGGUCAAUUAGUAUUGUUUGCUAAUCGACGUGUUUUACAUGGUCGUACGGCGUUUGACCCGGCAAGUGGAGAUCGUCAUUUGAAAGGGACUUAUCUGGCAUUGGAUUCUCUUAAGGACAAAGUACGUACAUUAGGUGCCAAAUACGGAAUGAACCCAGUAUAGAAAAGAAAUGGAUGAUUUAUUUUGAACUAUGAAAGUACUAGAGAAACACAGUUCGGUUUGAAGUUACACAUAUUACCAGUAUAUUGUAUUUAUCUUUCUCC